Messenger RNA from Acytostelium subglobosum LB1, 201 nucleotides. RefSeq lists its product as hypothetical. Bases 1 to 201 code for a protein of 66 amino acids. The transcript has 2 exons. The record is from RefSeq and is a predicted model, not a curated record. Lineage: Eukaryota; Evosea; Eumycetozoa; Acytosteliales; Acytosteliaceae.
AUGUCAUCAGCUUCAACAGGCAAACUUACUUCACACUUUGAGAACGAGAUACAAAAGCAGGUCGUUCCACCACCUGGUAAGAAGGAGAGAGUUUGGACACCACAUAGUGAUGAUCAAUACCAGAGACAAACCGUUGUCAAGGCUACUGGCAAGCCCGCCGGUCCACCCCCACCCAAGAAGUCAAUCUCAGACCUUCCCUAA